AUGAUGGCCCUCAAGAGCACACCGGGCCAUUUCGGGCUUAGCGUGGAAAAAGUGCAGCCCAAGUCACUCUGCCAUUGGGUUACACCGAGCGCUCUGGGCUGUCAGCCAGCAGGAGGCUGCGCUUGCUUGGUAGACCGUUGUGGGUCUUUUCCUCCUGCAAAGGUCGACCUGAAGUCCAGCUCUGCUAGUCACAGCUUCGGCUCCAGUCUCUUCACAACCGCCGCCAUUCCCGGCUUAGACGCCCCAGUCUUCACCACGGAUUCACAACAGUCACCAUGGCUUCCCUCCAGUUCCCCGAGCCUGCCGGCAUCAUCCGCGCAACAGCACUACCAACACCUGCCACCGCAACAGGACUUUGUUCUGUUCGAUACGCCGCGGCGUUCGCAUCAACCUAGCCGAUCUAUAUCGCAAUCUUCCGCCAUCGGAAGUGCCUCUCGCAACCACCCUUCUGCCUCGCCAUCAACGCAGAACCAAAGAGUCGCACAGAUCAUACAGGCUACAGGACAUUCGACCACCUCAACGGCUUUCACAAAUCGGCUUAGCACGCAGUUCCCAAAACAGUUCUACGCAUCCUCAGCACCCACCGCACCUGUGGCCCUAACGGCAGACCGCGCACGACCUGCACGACCGCCUGUGCCUCUGUUCUCUCAAAGUACCGGAAACAUCGCCCAGAUCCAACCCAAGAUGAACAACGCAUCAGGUAAAUCUUCUCCUUUCUCCAUCGCGAGCUCAUCGUUGCCAUUGCCAUCUUCCCAAAGCUUACAAUCAUCCCAUUUAGAUCUGGGUCUGGACGAUUUCACCGCCUUUGGCGGUGGAGCUUCGGCGUUCCCCUCGCCCGCCAUGCCGGGCGUCUUUGACAUUUCCUCCACGACUGCGAGCACGAUGGGCACCGUCUCUCCACAGGACCUGUUCCUGUCGGACAACUUCAUGUCGGCCCCCAACUCGACCGCUCUGACGACCCUCACUUCGCCGUCCCUUUAUAAUGGGUCUCCCGAGUUUGGCGACAGCUACGAUGUCUCUCCAAACUUUGUUGGGAACGACCUGGAAUCGGCAGGCGAGUCUGCUUGGUUCCCGCUCUUUCCCCAGGAGAACACCAACGUGGCUGCGCCUCAGGUACCGCAGGAGCUCGCUGCUCCUACGCAGCAACAACAGUCUCCCGCGGCGGGAUCUGAGGACCUCGAGGCUGCCCCGUCUCCUGCUCCGCGGCGCAAGUCUGGCAACUCGCCCACAUCUUCUGCCGGUCGUCAUUCAUCAGUCAGUGGAGUCAACGCUCGCCGUCGGGAUAAGCCUCUGCCUCCUAUCGUUGUCGAGGACCCAACCGACACGGUAGCGAUGAAGCGUGCCCGCAACACGCUUGCGGCGCGCAAGUCUCGCGAGCGCAAGGCCAUGCGCUUUGAGGAGCUUGAGGACAAACUCGAGAAGCUCACGGCUGAGCGUGACCACUUCAAGAACCUCGCUAAGCAAUACGGUGCCCCUGUUUGA
Molecule: messenger RNA, 1482 nt
Organism: Pyricularia pennisetigena
Lineage: Eukaryota; Fungi; Ascomycota; Sordariomycetes; Magnaporthales; Pyriculariaceae
Exons: 4
Coding region: 1-1482 (493 amino acids)
Biological process (GO): regulation of DNA-templated transcription
Molecular function (GO): DNA-binding transcription factor activity
Source: RefSeq, a predicted model, not a curated record